Molecule: messenger RNA, 3373 nt
Organism: Betta splendens (Siamese fighting fish)
Lineage: Eukaryota; Metazoa; Chordata; Actinopteri; Anabantiformes; Osphronemidae
Gene: hells
Product: helicase, lymphoid specific
Exons: 23
Coding region: 366-2936 (856 amino acids)
Biological process (GO): DNA methylation-dependent constitutive heterochromatin formation; pericentric heterochromatin formation; lymphocyte proliferation
Cellular component (GO): pericentric heterochromatin; nucleus
Molecular function (GO): chromatin binding; ATP binding; ATP-dependent chromatin remodeler activity
Source: RefSeq, a predicted model, not a curated record
AGAUUCACGGAAGUACAAUUGUUCUGUUUUCAAAGUAAAACAAUCUUACGAGCUCCAUAGCAGUUCGCCGUAAACUUGGCGUACCUGGUUUUCUUUUGAAGAGGAUUUGCCGGACUUACACUUUAUUUUCGCAACUUAGCGUGAACAAGAGUCGCACCGAAUCCAUUGCAGAGUACUGUGGGUGUGUGGACUAUGAGAAUUUGCGGAUAUUUCUCGGUCCCGAGCACCAGUUUUUAAUACCAUUAUACGACGUUGUUCGUUUUGGUUAGAUUUAUGACUUGGUAAAAGACUCGACACAAGUCUUUAUAUUGUUGGGUAUUGAGCAUAUAAAAGUUCUUUUCUACUUUGAAUUCACUGCUUUACUAAUGGAAACAACGAACAGCGUGAAGGAGGACGGUGUCAGUUUGUCCCCUCAUUGUCCCAAACCGGAUGAAUCGGAGGAGCCUCUGGGUACAGCCAUGGAGUCCGGAGCUGCUGAGGAGCUGGUUAUGAAACCUGAGGGUACUAGUUCUGAAGUCAUCAUCACUAAGGAAAUGGAGGAGGAGGAGAAGCAGCUGAUGGAGGAAGGUGAAAGGAAAGAGAAGGAGAUGAUGGAUAAGGCUCGCGAAACAUGGGAGAAAGAUACUUGUGACAUGCGUUUCAAGAGACUGCAGCAUCUGCUUCAGAAGAGCAACAUCUACUCUAAAUUUUUGCUGACGAAAAUGGAACAACAGCAGAAUGAGGAGAAAGUCAAGCAGGAGAGGCUGGAAAAGAAAGCUAACAAGAUGCAGAAAACCGUUGCAGAUCCUGACAAAAACAAAAGGAAGAGAAAGAGAGAUGAAGACUACAAAAUAUCAGAUGUCAUGUCCAAAGAGGAAAUCUUAUUGCAAUCCAAGAAAUCAAAAAUGGAAGGGGAGGAAAAGGGACAGACCGAUGAGAAACUACAAGCUAAGGACAUAGAGAUGAUGAGUGAUUCUAACCAAGACAUCAAGGCUCGCCUGUCAGAGACGGUGCGAGACAAUGCCAGGCAUCUUCUGCAUCCUCAGAGGAAGGUGAAUGGCCAGCCCAUCCCUGCCCAGCAGCCACUAUAUUUCACUGGGGGUGUCAUGAGGUGGUACCAGAUUGAAGGCAUUGAAUGGCUGAGGAUGUUAUGGGAGAAUGGAAUCAAUGGAAUCUUGGCUGAUGAGAUGGGCCUGGGAAAGACCAUCCAGUGCAUUGCUCACAUAGCCAUGAUGAUUGAGAAGAAAGUAAUGGGCCCCUUCCUGGUGGUGGCUCCUCUCUCCACUCUGCCCAACUGGAUCAAUGAGUUUAAGCGGUUCACACCAGAUGUGAGUGUGCUGCUUUAUCAUGGGCCCCAGGCAGAACGGGCCAAACUGCUGAAGCAGAUGCGCAGACCUCAGGGGCCCCUUAACAUAUGCCCUGUGGUUGUUACCUCUUUUGAAAUCUCGAUGAUUGACAGAAAAUUCCUACAGCGAUUGCAGUGGAAGUACCUGAUUGUGGACGAGGGCCACCGGAUAAAAAACCUUAACUGUCGCCUGGUACGGGACCUGAAGAUGCUUCCCACUGACAACAAGCUGCUGCUGACGGGCACGCCUCUGCAGAACAACCUAGCCGAGCUCUGGUCACUGCUCAACUUUCUGCUACCGGAGGUCUUUGAUGACCUCAAGAGCUUUGAGUCAUGGUUUGACAUCAACACCCUUGGGGAGGCUGAGACUGUGGUUGCUGCUGAGCGUGAACAGAACAUUCUAAGCAUGUUGCACCAGAUUCUCACUCCGUUCCUGCUGAGGAGGCUGAAAUCAGAUGUGACACUGGAGGUUCCUCCUAAGAAGGAGAUCAUUGUUUACGCUCCUCUGACAGCAAAACAGGAGGCCUUUUACACAGCUGUGGUCAACAAGACCAUUACUAAGAUGCUGGGCCAGGAAAAGACAGAGAUCACUGUAUUGUUGACUUCAAGCGGUAGACCCAAACGUCGCACUCGAAAACUGGUGGACUACACAGAGACUGAUAAAGAAACCCCCUACGACCUAGAGAAGUAUCUGGACAGGGUCCGCAAAGAGCAGGAGCAGAGCACCUCUCCAGUGCUAGAUAUCCAGAGCCCACUGGAUUCUCAGAUCAACCUGAAACUGCAAAACAUCCUCAUGUUGCUGAAGAGAUGCUGUAACCACCCCUACCUGGUGGAGUACCCACUGGAUCCUGCUACACAGGACUUCAAAAUUGACGAGCAGCUGGUGCAGAGCUCAGGAAAGUUUCUCAUACUGGACAGAUUGCUGCCUGCACUGAAGAACAGGGGGCACAAGGUCCUAAUCUUCAGCCAGAUGACGUCCAUCUUGGAUCUCCUGAUGGAUUAUUGCUAUCUGCGGGGCUUCCAGUACAGCCGGCUGGAUGGCAGCAUGUCGUAUGCUGACAGAGAUAAAAAUAUGACCAAGUUUUGCAAAGAUCCAGAAGUGUUCCUCUUCCUGCUGAGCACAAGGGCAGGAGGACUGGGGAUAAACCUGACAGCUGCUGAUACAGUCAUCAUUUUCGACAGUGACUGGAAUCCCCAGGCAGACCUGCAGGCUCAGGAUCGCUGCCAUCGAAUUGGGCAAACCAAACCGGUUGUGGUGUACCGCCUGGUCACAGUCAACACUAUCGACCAGAAGAUCCUAGAGAGAGCUUCUGCAAAGAGGAAGCUGGAGCAGAUGGUCAUUCACAAAAAUAAGUUCAAGGGUGGGAAGUCAGAGCUGAACCAAAGUAAAAGCUGCAUUGAUCUGGAUGAACUGAGGGACCUGCUUAAAGGCACAGGCACUGAGAAAGAGGUGAAAGCUUCAAAAGGCAAAGUGAUCAGCGACAAAGACCUGGAGACUCUUCUGGACCGUAGCGACUUGUUGGACAAUGACAGGGCCAGCACAAAGAAAGAGAAGAUGGGUGUCUUCAGAGUGAUCAAGGCUGAACUGUCUACAGAGAUUACACUGACCUGAAAACAAUCCAGUGAAUCUCCUCAUGGAGACUGAAACUAUAAAACUAUAAAGAAAAUAUCCUAAAACUGCUUUUGUUUUGUUCUGUCUUUGAUGGGAAAAGCUGCUUCACAGUUUUUUGGGGGGGGUUGUACUUUUUUGUUGUUGAACCAUCGAUGGUGCUGAAUCACUAAACUCUGUCUGUGUUGACUGACACUGUAUGAUUUUGAAAAAACUGACAGAUCAUCCUCGAACAUCAGCACUUUCAGGAAACACUUAACCUGAGUUGGACUGUUCUGUUGAUUGUUGAGACAAAGCCUGUAGUGAUGUGAUAUGUAAGCUUGGUUUAGGUUUGGCCAUUUAAAACCGGGUGAUGUUGUAAUCGAAGUACUUUUCUAAAGCUUAAACAUGUUUUUAUGUUUGUUCUGUAAACCUUAUAUAAAUAAAUCUUUUUGGUAUUA